Messenger RNA from Mastomys coucha (southern multimammate mouse), 3697 nucleotides. It is a transcript of the gene Msh5, whose product is annotated as mutS homolog 5. The record is from RefSeq and is a predicted model, not a curated record. Gene Ontology annotation, molecular function: ATP binding; ATP-dependent DNA damage sensor activity; mismatched DNA binding. Gene Ontology annotation, biological process: chiasma assembly; mismatch repair. Bases 1092 to 3596 code for a protein of 834 amino acids. Lineage: Eukaryota; Metazoa; Chordata; Mammalia; Rodentia; Muridae. The transcript is spliced from 26 exons. Gene Ontology annotation, cellular component: nucleus.
AAAUAUGAAUUACAUAUAUAUAUUUUUUUUUUGAAGAAAAUAUGCUGGAGUUGGAAAGAUCGAGAAGCAAGACUGGACUGGAAACUGAAAGAGACAGGGAGGGCUGAGGUGGAGUGAUGCAUGUAUUGCUGGAACUGCAGUUAGUUAGUGGUUUCCUCUUGUGCUUCCUCUUCUGAGAGCUCUCUCCUCCCCGGGGGAAGGCUUAUCUCUCUCCUCCCCAGAAACGCAGAAUAUACUUGGUGUUUGGGCUUUUGAAUUACAACAUUGCAGAUGGCUGUAGACUGACUCAUGCAUGAGUCUCAUCUGGGUUCUAAGUAUGUUCCCAUUAUGCUGACUGACUGAUGUGCACUGGAGCCUCUUCCCACUGAUAAGAAAGACAGUUUCAAUGAAACCUUGUUUCCCAGAUGCCUCCUUUUUUCCCCACUGGUCAGGCGAGCGACCAUCAAGCCAUCUGCUCAUAGAGAGAUCUCUGGGAGAAGCUUUAGGCUCAAACAGGUUUGGCUGCUUCUUGUGCCUUUAUAGCCACAGCCGCUCUGAUCAUCAGUAUUGACUAGUGCUGCCUGGAUUGCUACGCACAAAUGCGUUAUCUUGCCUUUAUUUUCCAGGCUGUUCUCUCUUGGAACCACCCAACGAUGCUGCUGGAUUUGAAGCCAGGACUGCAUUGGAGAAAUUUAUACUCCCAUCCCUGAGGAAGGAGGAAGACUGCCUCUGGCCCUUUAAGGUCGGCUUCCCCGCACUGGUCGCCUCCGCAGCCCAGACCCUUUUCUUCAGGCCGGGACGUUAGCUCGGCUGGCGACCUUCGGGCGGGCUCCGCCCAGCAUCAAUCAAAGAGCAGAGGCACGGCUGCUUAGCAACCGCGGAGGGCGGGAAUUUUUGAACACUCUAGCACCGCCCCCAACGCAAACGGACAAAUCAGAUCUCAGAGCCCUCAUCGUCUUCCCGCUGGAGAGCGAGGCAGACUCCUUCCAGCCAAUAGCGGCCGAGUGGGCGGGGCGAGCCCGCGCGGCCCACGCCCACAGGCUGGCUGGCCCUUCCCACAGGCUCGCGGCGGUUGGUCAGGGAGCUGGGUCGUCGCUGUGACGAGAGUCGCCAUGGCUUUCAGAGCGACCCCAGGCCGGACGCCGCCGGGACCCGGACCCGGACCCGGGGUCCCCUCAACCACCUUCCCCAACCCCCAGCCCCCAAUGGCGGGGCCUGGAGGUAUCGAGGAAGAGGACGAGGAGGAGCCGGCCCAGAUCCAUCUGUGCGUGCUGUGGAACUCGGGAUAUCUGGGCAUUGCUUACUAUGACACGAGUGACUCCACUAUCCACUUCAUGCCAGAUGCCCCAGACCACGAGAGCCUGAAGCUUCUGCAGAGAGUUCUGGAUGAAGUCAACCCCCAAUCAGUUGUUACAAGCGCCAAACAGGAUGAGGCUAUGACUCGGUUUCUAGGGAAGCUUGCCUCCCAGGAGCAGAGAGAGCCAAAGGGACCUGAAAUCAUUCUUCUGCCAAGUGUGGAUUUUGGUACAGAGAUAAGCAAGCAGCGUGUGCUCUCCGGAAACUACUCCUUCAUCUCAGAGGCCAUGACUGCUACUGAAAAAAUCCUUUUCCUCUCCUCCAUUAUUCCCUUUGACUGUGUCCUCAUGGUCCGUGCACUUGGAGGACUGCUCAAGUUCCUGAGUCGAAGAAGAGUCGGGAUUGAACUGGAAGACUAUAAUGUCGGUGUCCCUAUCCUGGGAUUUAAGAAGUUUGUAUUGACCCAUCUGGUGAGCAUAGAUCAAGACACUUACAGCGUUCUACAGAUUUUCAAGAGUGAGUCUCACCCCUCGGUGUACAAAGUAGCCAGCGGGCUGAAGGAGGGGCUCAGCCUCUUUGGAAUCCUCAACAGAUGCCGCUCUAAGUGGGGACAGAAGCUGCUCAGGUUAUGGUUCACGAGACCGACCAGGGAGCUAAGGGAGCUCAACUCCCGUCUGGAUGUCAUUCAGUUUUUCAUGAUGCCUCAGAACCUGGACAUGGCCCAGAUGCUGCACCGGCUCCUGAGCCACAUCAAGAACGUGCCUCUGAUUCUGAAACGCAUGAAGUUGUCCCACACCAAGGUCAGUGACUGGCAGGUCCUCUACAAGACUGUGUACAGUGCCCUCGGCCUGAGGGAUGCCUGCCGUUCCCUGCCCCAGUCCAUCCAGCUUUUUCAGAACAUUACCCAGGAGUUCUCUGAUGACCUGCACCACAUUGCCAGCCUCAUCGGGAAGGUGGUGGAUUUUGAGGAAAGUCUUGCUGAAAAUCGCUUCACAGUGCUCCCCAACAUAGAUCCUGAAAUAGAUGCCAAAAAGCGAAGGCUGAUGGGGCUUCCGAGUUUCCUCACUGAAGUUGCUCAGAAGGAGCUGGAGAACCUGGACUCUCGAAUCCCCUCAUGCAGUGUCAUCUACAUCCCUCUGAUUGGCUUUCUUCUUUCCAUCCCCCGCUUGCCUUUCAUGGUGGAAGCCAGCGACUUCGAGAUUGAGGGACUGGACUUCAUGUUUCUCUCAGAGGACAAGCUGCACUAUCGUAGCACCCGGACCAAGGAGCUGGACGCACUGCUGGGGGACAUACACUGCGAGAUCCGGGACCAGGAGACCCUGUUGAUGCACCAGCUGCAGUGCCAGGUGCUGGCACGGGCUUCAGUCUUGACUCGGGUAUUGGACCUUGCCUCCCGCCUGGAUGUCCUGUUGGCUCUCGCCAGUGCUGCCCGGGACUACGGCUAUUCAAGACCACAUUACUCCCCCUGCAUCCAUGGAGUACGGAUCAAGAAUGGCAGGCAUCCUCUUAUGGAACUGUGUGCGCCGACCUUCGUGCCCAGCUCCACAGACUGUGGAGGGGACCAAGGGAGGGUCAAAGUCAUUACUGGACCCAACUCCUCAGGGAAAAGCAUAUAUCUCAAACAGGUAGGCUUGAUCACCUUCAUGGCUCUGGUGGGCAGCUUUGUGCCUGCAGAGGAGGCCGAGAUUGGGGUAAUCGAUGCCAUCUUCACUCGAAUUCACAGCUGCGAAUCCAUCUCCCUUGGCCUCUCUACCUUCAUGAUUGAUCUCAACCAGCAGGUGGCGAAAGCAGUGAACAAUGCCACAGAACACUCGCUGGUCCUUAUUGAUGAAUUCGGGAAGGGAACCAACUCGGUGGAUGGUCUGGCACUUCUGGCUGCUGUGCUCCGUCACUGGCUAGCACUGGGACCCAGCUGCCCCCACGUCUUUGUGGCCACCAACUUCCUGAGCCUUGUUCAGCUGCAGCUGCUGCCGCGAGGACCCCUGGUGCAGUAUUUGACCAUGGAGACUUGUGAGGACGGGAACGACCUUGUCUUCUUCUACCAGCUUUGCCAAGGUGUCGCCAGCGCCACCUACGCCUCCCACACAGCGGCCCAGGCUGGGCUUCCUGACCCACUCAUUGCUCGUGCCAAAGAGGUCUCAGACUUGAUCCACAGCGGGAAGCCCAUCAAGCCCAUGAAUGAGCUUCUGAGGAGGAACCAAGUGGAAAAUUGCCAGGCACUGGUGGAUAAGUUUCUAAAACUGGACUUGGAAGAUCCCACCCUGGACCUGGACGUUUUCAUUAGUCAGGAAGUGCUCCCUGCUGCCACCGCCAUCCUCUGAGCUCCUGAGCACGGGCCUCCCAUCCGGUUCCUUUUCUCCUUACUGCAGUUCUCAGUUUGCACAACAAUAUGUCUUAUGUUAGGAAUAAAGCUUAUUUUGGA